Condylostylus longicornis is the source of this 1646-nucleotide messenger RNA. It is a transcript of the gene Ets97D, whose product is annotated as DNA-binding protein Ets97D. NCBI's taxonomy places the organism in Eukaryota, Metazoa, Arthropoda, Insecta, Diptera, Dolichopodidae. The coding region runs from base 121 to 1524 and encodes 467 amino acids. Gene Ontology annotation, biological process: cell differentiation; regulation of transcription by RNA polymerase II. Gene Ontology annotation, cellular component: nucleus. The record is from RefSeq and is a predicted model, not a curated record. Gene Ontology annotation, molecular function: DNA-binding transcription factor activity, RNA polymerase II-specific; sequence-specific DNA binding. The transcript has 8 exons.
UUCGUGAAAACAAAAAAUAGGAAAAAUUAUUAUUAAAUACUCAUUUUAUAUAAUUUGAAUAUAAAAAUUUCAUGUAUUCACAAUUAAAAGUUUCAAUUUUUCGCCUAUCUUCUAUGAGUAAUGGAAAAUAACACUUUAAAUGACUUGUCUGAGGAUAUAAUGUCCCGUUUUGAGAACGAACCAGAAUUAGGAAUAAUGGCUCACAAUGAAAUAUUUCCACAUGAUGAAAAUAUUUUUGGUGAUACGGAGGAAGACAGUGAACCAGAUGAUAUCAUUGUAUUGCAUAUGGAUAUUAGAGAGCCUCUGAGUAGCUUACGAGUUAUUUUAGAAAGAAAAGUAGGAAUGGAGUUAAAAAACUACUCAUUUUGGUUACAGGAUGCGCAAAUGCUGGAGCCACAUAAAAAUUUGGUUGAUCAAUGUGUGAAAGGUGAAGGUUUAGUCCAAGUCAACGUUCAAAUACAAACUAUUAAUCAAAGAAUAAAUAUUGUGGAUGUUCUAAAACCUACUGAAGAUGCACUUGCUGAAAUAGAUUCGUGCUCUGAAAUUCAAAGAAAAACUUUUGAAGAAAAAAAUGAAGAGCUAAAAUCAUGUGAGAAAGAAUGUGUUAAAACGGAAAUGAAUAAAACUGUUAAGAACAUAAAGGAAGAUGGAAAACUAGAUGUACAGCCACCAAAUAAAAAGGCGAAAAAAGAGGGGCCUGUAGUUAAUUGGAUUUUAGAUACUAAGUACAAAAAAGAGCAAAAUCGUUUGAAAAUACCAGAAGAUCCCAAUGAAUGGACACCUCGCCAAGUACAGCAUUGGUUGUAUUGGGCAAUACAGCAAUUUAACUUGACAGAAAUUAAUUUAUCUGAUUGGGAUAUGGAUGGAAAAGAGUUGUGUGCACUAACAUUAGAAAAAUUUAAUAAAAUUGCGCCACGAGAUCCGGGGAAUGUUUUUUGGACACAUUUAGAACUUUUAAGGCAAUGCAAAUUUGUUGCUGUUAUUCAAAAAGGUCCACUUGCUAAUCCAUCCCAGAAUCAAAAAAAAGAUUUAACGGAAAGUACUGGAGAUCAAUCGAUUAUGAGAAAAACUCAUAAAAUAUUAAAAAAGCCUGUAACGUUAGUUAAAACUCUAGAUGAUCAAACUUUAGCUCUAGAACCUUAUUCGAAUCGAUCGGGCAACAAUGGGCAAAUCCAACUAUGGCAAUUCUUAUUAGAUAUUCUGACUGACAAAGAACAUGUUUCUAUUAUACAAUGGUUAGGGACGGACGGCGAGUUCAAACUGAUAGAUCCAGAGAAAGUUGCUCAAUUAUGGGGAGAAAGAAAAAACAAACCAGCAAUGAAUUACGAGAAAUUAUCUAGAGCAUUGCGUUAUUAUUACGAUGGAGAUAUGAUUUCGAAAGUUCACGGGAAAAGAUUUGUUUACAAAUUUGUUUGCGAUCUAAAAUUUUUAAUUGGAUAUAAUGCAGAAGAGCUGUCACAUUUAGUAGGAAAUGCUGCUCAUAAAUCUCCCUCCAAAUCUUUUGAUUAUAAUUUUAUUUUGUAAAUUUAAUAAUAUAUGUAUACAUGUACAUAAUAUCAGUUUCAUUUUAAGCAAUUUAGUGUAAAAAUAAAUUUUAAUUUUUGAUUUAAAAUAGUUAUGUAAAAUAAACUAUUUUAAAAUUUAAA